Molecule: messenger RNA, 2263 nt
Organism: Thalassophryne amazonica
Lineage: Eukaryota; Metazoa; Chordata; Actinopteri; Batrachoidiformes; Batrachoididae
Gene: shcbp1
Product: SHC SH2-domain binding protein 1
Exons: 13
Coding region: 66-2231 (721 amino acids)
Biological process (GO): fibroblast growth factor receptor signaling pathway
Source: RefSeq, a predicted model, not a curated record
GGUUCUGUUCUCUGGGUUUAUUUUUAUAAAAUCGCAAAGUAUCGUUCGGUUAGUUUGACUCGUGCAUGGAGCUGGAAGCAGUGGAAGGGGUUUCUUCUGGGACGGUUUGGACCUCGGACAGGACCAGACCGGAGCCAGAGAUCAUGACGGAGGCGGUGAAGUUCGAUCUGAAUUCUGUGAUUAACGUCGAGGUCCAAGUGGACGACACGGGCCGGACCGAAGAGCGACACGAGGAUUCACAUGUGGCUCAAGUUGUGUUUUCGAAUAAAGAUGAGGAGGAAGGAGAUGAGAGUGCAGAUCAUGAUGAUUAUGAUGAUGAUGACAGUGGCACAGAUUACGUCCACGCUGAGCAGUUACAGACCCAACUGCAGAGACGUGAGCACCAGGGAGGAACCCAUUCAAGUCUUCCCGACACUUUCCAAACCAGCCAGCUGCUGUUCUACGAGAGGUUCAAGGCGUACCAGGACUACAUGCUGGGUGACUGUAAGCCCUCAGAGGUGAAGGACUUCAUUGGUGACUACGUGGAAAAGGUGGUGGAGCCUUGUGAUUGGCAGGCACUGUGGUCCACUGCUGUCUUUGACGUUCUGGUGGAGGUGGACGACAUGGACUUCAAGGAGCUGAAGGCGUGUGUGAAGCUGGUGCUGCCUCUUCAGUGUGAGUCCAGAGGCUGCGAGCUUGAUGAAGAAGCUAUGAAGUGUCUACUGGAAGCCACCGGGCACAAAGUCCCACUGCAGGAGCUGCAGGUGGUCUACAGAGAGUCCGGGGACUUGGACCAGACUGCACUUGCUGUGGAGCAUAUCAGAUUUUUUUAUCAGCACAUUUGGAGGCAGUGGGAUGAGGAAGAUGAAGAUGAUGACUUUGACUACUUUGUUCGUUGUGUAGAACCUCGUCUCCGGCUAUACUAUGACAUACUGGAAGACAGAGUCCCAGCAGGCCUGGUGGCAGAGUAUCAGUCCUUACUGGAACAGUGCAACCAGUGCUUCCACCAGUUCUCCAUGCUGUGCAGGGGCCUCGGCAACGAUCCCGACUUGGAGCCAGACAACGUGUCGAUGGUGGAGGGCUUGGCGCUCUGUGAUCAGCUGGAAACAUUCAAACGCAAGAUGCACAUCAUUGAGAACCCUUUGUUAAGGUACGUUCUGGGUUACAAAGGCAACACCAGGCAGCAGAGUGUCCAGAGCCGAGGGCCGAGAGAAUCUGAUGUCAAGGUGGUCCAUGUGGUGACAGAAUCCUGCACCACCGUCCAGCUCCAGUCCCUCCUCAGUGACAGACUGCUGGCUGUCUCUUCCACAGAAGAUGCAGAAAUCCAGUUCCACAGAGAUCCUGUCCAGGCAGUGGAUUCAUGUCACCAAGGGGACGCCGUUGUUGUUCUGCCGGGACUCUACAGUGUCACCAGUUCCAUCUGCCUGCCAGACUCCGUCACUAUAGAAGGCUUUGGGCUUCCUGAUGACGUGGUGAUCGAGAAGAAAGGUAAAGGCGACUCAUUUAUUGAGUCGACCGGAGCUGAUGUCAAACUGUCCAACAUCAAGUUCAAACAGCAUGAUGCCAUUGAGGGCAUCGUGUGUGUGCGUGAGGGCAAGUUGACGUUGGAGAACUGUGUGCUGCAGUGCGAGACGACAGGCGUUAUUGUGCGAACAUCUGCUCACCUCACAAUGAACAUGUGUGACAUCUAUGGCUCCAAGGGGGCCGGUGUAGAGAUUUACCCCGGCAGUGUUUGCAGUCUGAUUGGGAACGGUGUUCACCACUGCAAGGACGGGGUCCUCAUCAAGGACUUUGCAGAUAAGCUGGACAUGAUGCCGUCCAUCACCAUGGAAAACAACGUGAUCCACAAUAAUGAAGGCUACGGGGUGAUCCUGGUGAAAGCCAGCAAUGCAGAACAGCACAAACUCCAAGCUCUCCCUGGUGAAGGUGAAGGUACAGCUGAGGUGGGGACCAGGUGUACGGAUGAACUAGAGGGGUGUGUCCCAGAUGAUGAUAUCACUCCAACGAUGGCUGCCCCCGACAGUGACGGUCAAUCGCCGACAGCAGCCAUCCCGACCACGAGUCUGUUGGAGAAUGAUGUCGCUGCCACCGUGUCCAGGAAGUGGCAGUUUUGUCGUCAGCUGACCAGAAACAAGGAGGCAACGUGCAGCCGCGCGGUCGAAGGCCUGAUGGAACACGAGAUAUUCGUCUCGGCUCAGGGAAACCAGUUUGUCCGCAAUGGCAUGGGCGAUUUUGGCACCUUUUUCUACUGAGGACUGACAGCAUUAAAGAGCAGCCGUUAUUG